This is a messenger RNA of Argiope bruennichi, 1630 nucleotides long. RefSeq names its product C-factor-like. The coding region runs from base 184 to 951 and encodes 255 amino acids. NCBI's taxonomy places the organism in Eukaryota, Metazoa, Arthropoda, Arachnida, Araneae, Araneidae. The transcript is spliced from 5 exons. The record is from RefSeq and is a predicted model, not a curated record.
UGGUUUACUUUUUACUUGAAUACAAACUUUUUUUUGCACCCAUUGUGCAAUUAAUACUAAUAAAUCAAUAAUCCAUAAUUGUACCAAUCUUUUCAAUUGAAUCAAUUUGAAAACUUUAUAAGAGAAUUUAUUGAGAUUUCUUUUACUUAAAAAAGAAAUCCUUUUCUAACUUUAAAGAGAGAAAUGGAAGUCGAGAGUGUACUGGUUACAGGAGCUAAUAGGGGAAUUGGUCUGGAAUUUGUGAGACAAUUAGUAAAACUGGAUAAACCUCCUAAAUUAGUCUUCGCAACUUACAGAAAUGAAACUUCUAUCCAGACUCUCCAGAAAAUAAAAGAAGAAUCUGAUCAAACCGAAGUCAUUUUAAUCAAAAUGGAUAUUCGAAACGCAAAUGAUAUCGAUAGUGCUCAGAAAGCCGUCGAAGAGAGAGUUCGGGACAAAGGACUGAACCUCCUAAUCAACAAUGCUGGAGUGCUGAAACAUCAAGGCUUUCCGGAAAUAACCGAAGAAAAUUUAUUAUUUCACUUCACUACGAAUACUAUUGGGCCAGUUAUGGUUUUAAAGAAAAUGCUUCCCCUACUUCAGAGGGCAGCCAUCCAUAAAACUACUGGAAUGUGCAUUUCGAGGUCAGCGGUUCUCAACCUUUCUUCUACGCUGGGCUGUAUUACCACCGCGAUGGACGAAGUUUUCAGCGAAUUUUUAUCAGUGAUGGGAUACAGAGUUAGCAAGAUGGCCUUAAACAUGGCUAUGAGAAUCGCAGCCUUUAAAAUUAAAGAGCAAGGCAUCUUGAUAGUAAACAUGUGCCCUGGCUGGGUGAAGACUGAUAUGGGCACGGAUCGAGCCCUCAUAGAAGUGGAGGAAAGUGUAUCCGACAUGAUAAAGACUUUACCAGAGCUGAACGAAUCUCAUCACGGAUCUUACUUGGACAGGAACGGAAAAGUCAUUAAUUUCUGAAUAACACUGUUCCCGAACAAAUAUUUGCUUUUGGUUCUACCUCAUAUUUCAACUUCGAGUAUCUCAGACUUUACCGAAGUCAGGAUGAAUCUCAUCAUAGUUCUUUACUUGGUAGGAACGGAAGAGUCCUUCCUUUUUGGAUAAAAACUAUUCUUAAUAGACUUUUGAUUCCAGUCCUACCUCGUAUUUCAUCUGUGAAUAUCUAAGACUUAAUAAAAUCUGAACCUACUUCAUCGUCUUUCAUACUUGCACAGGAAUGGAAGAGUCAUUCCUUUCUAAAUAAAACUGAUCCUGACAAACAUUUACUUUCGGCUCUACAUCGUAUUUCAUCAGUGAAUAUCUUAAUAAAAUCUAGACCAAUUUCAACAUGGAUCUUACUUGGACAAGAACGGAAGAGAUAUUUGCUUUCGACUGUACCUCAUAUUUCAACUGCGAAUAACUCAUACUUUACAGAAGCUGAACGAAUCUUACCAUCGUUCUUAUUUGGGCAGGAACGAAAGAGUCCUUCCUUUUUGAAUAACCUAUUUCAAACAAACUUUUGAUUCUGGAUCUAACUCAUAUUUCAUCUAUGAAUAUCUUUUCAGUGUCAAAUGAAGUGUCAUAUUGUUUUGUCAUGAUUUAUCUAUUUUUGAAAUCUCUCUAUCAAAUUAUUGUUUUGAACUGAAUCUUAAAAAUUGAU